Molecule: messenger RNA, 2519 nt
Organism: Rattus norvegicus (Norway rat)
Lineage: Eukaryota; Metazoa; Chordata; Mammalia; Rodentia; Muridae
Gene: Btg2
Product: BTG anti-proliferation factor 2
Exons: 2
Coding region: 65-541 (158 amino acids)
Biological process (GO): negative regulation of cell population proliferation; negative regulation of translation; neuron projection development
Source: RefSeq, marked provisional
AGAGCCCGUGAGGCGGCCGGACCAUCAUCGUCCUGCUAAUACAGCUACUUCCUCAACCACCGGUAUGAGCCACGGGAAGAGAACCGACAUGCUCCCGGAGAUCGCCGCCGCCGUAGGUUUCCUCACCAGUCUCCUGAGGACUCGGGGCUGCGUGAGCGAGCAGAGACUCAAGGUUUUCAGUAGGGCGCUCCAGGACGCACUGACCGAUCAUUACAAACACCACUGGUUUCCAGAAAAGCCAUCCAAGGGCUCCGGCUAUCGCUGUAUCCGCAUCAACCACAAGAUGGACCCCAUCAUCAGCAAGGUGGCCAGCCAGAUCGGACUCAGCCAGCCCCAGCUGCACCAGCUCCUGCCCAGCGAGCUGACCCUGUGGGUCGAUCCCUACGAAGUGUCCUACCGCAUCGGGGAAGAUGGAUCCAUCUGCGUGCUGUAUGAGGAGGCGCCGGUGGCCACCUCCUACGGGCUCCUCACCUGCAAGAACCAGAUGAUGCUGGGCAGGAGCAGUCCAUCGAAGAACUACGUGAUGACUGUCUCCAGCUAGAGAGGAGCCGCCCCGCCCUGGCACUCUACUGUUCUCAUGCUGCCCUGACAACAGGCCACCGUAUACCUCAACCUGGGGAACUGUAUUUUUAAAGUGAAGAGCUAUUUAUACAUGUUAUUUUUUUUUUUUAAGAAAAGAGGAGGAAAAAACCAAAAGUUUUUUUUUAAAAAAACAAAAAAGAAAAAACAAUUCGUUAACGGGAGCUGCUUGGAAGUGGUCUCCCCAGGUGCCUUUGGAGAGAACUGUUCUUGAUUGAGUCUAUGAGCCAGUGUUUGCCUAGGGGAGUGGGUUGGGGAUUGGCCUAGCCAAGGUAAAAGGGGAUUCUUGGCUGAUCCCCCAGGAGGUGGUGGAAGGGAGCAAGGUUAGCAACUGUGAACGAGAGGGGUCAGGGUCUGCUCUGGGUUACCGUCCCCGCUGGGAUGCCUGUAUUCCUGGUCCCUCUCUUACUCAGGGGCAUUCAAGCCUGGUCUCAAAUAAUACUACAUUGCCUAAUCUUCUCUUUUGUUUUUCUGCUGAGAUCCUGGGCACACGGAAAGGCCUCUCCUGUCCCUUCCGUCUGAGCAGAGUUUCUUGAAACUGUGUCUCGUUUCUGAUCCUACCCUCGGGGUCCUGAAGAGGUGGUUUCCCGGCCUGGAAUCUAUCUAAACGUUUUUGGAGGGUGGGCUAUAAGGCAGAUAUAAUGGAGGGGAACCGCACAAACCCUUUGCUUUGCUCUGUGCUGCUUUGUAUGGAUGGAUGGUUAAUAACUUAGGGAUGAUUUGCAAUGGAAUUUUGGGACCCAAAGAGUAUCCAAUGGGGGUGGGUGUUUUGGACCUAAGCCCUCCUUUUGGGAACCACGUGACAGUCUGAAUGCUGCUACCAUUAUUCCUUUGAGAGGUGGCUCAAAGCUCCAGGGAACUCCAGGUCCUUUCUUACUGCCUUCUCUUCAAGAGCAACCUCCCCCAUUUCUUUUCCCUCUUUCCUGCGGUUGGGUCCUGGAGGGCCCCAUUUCCUAGGACAAGAGUUCUCAAUCACUGUGCAAUAGUCCCAGGAAGCUCUGGAACUGGGCCUCCCAGCCCCUCCUGAUUCCUGGUGGGUUUUAGGACCCCGCCUUCCCCGUUCUUCUGACUGGCUGGUGGGCCUUGAGGAGAUCUCCCUCGGCUGCAGGGAGGGCACCUGUGCACUGCAGGACUACCUGGUACUCCUGUGGGGCUGCCACGGAGAGCCAAACCUUAGGCAUAGCUUUGUCUCCUCGGUGCUCAGAGCACCUGCAGGGGGAGGUUGCCCCCCUCAGUAAAAAUCCAAAUUUAUUUGUAGAUGUGUGCAAUAUUUACUGUUCUGGGUUGGAGAAAAUCGGGAAACACUGGGAAGAAGUGGCCUUCCUUCAGGUUCAGUGACACUGAUGAGGGCUUCUCAGAAGGCCUCGAGUCUCUCAAACCAAAGGACAGAGCUAGAGCCAGCCAGUCACCCUUAGUGAGGAUCCCCUUCCCCAUGUCUCUCCACUGCCGUGGCAUCCCAUGUCCUGGAUUUCUCAAUUCCUCAGUUUCUACUCAAAGGUGCUACUUACCAAACACUCUGCCCGUCCCGCUCUCCCCAGCUUCGCACAGCCGUCCCAGGUGGCUUCGUCUCUCCUGCUUUAAAGUUAACUUUGGGCCCACAGACCCGAGAGCUGUGGGUUGAAGCAAAGCUGUGAAUCGCUCCAGAUGGUCCCUGUGUUCUGUCCACACACAGGUCCCCGCCUUUUUAGAAGCAGCCUCCUGGUCUCAUGCUUAAAUCUGUUCCUCACUGCCCGUGUUCACUUUAGAAAUGGCAGAACCACAGAGCUGGACUGUUGAGCAGGCCUGUCUCUCUCAUUAAAUAAAAAUAAGUAAGUUUGUAAGCUAUUCCGACAGAAGAGACAAAGGUUACUGAUUGUACAAUAGCGCUUUUAUAUGGAAGACUGUACAGCUUUAUGGACAAAUGUAAAACUUUUUUGUUUUUAAUAAAAAUGUAGCAGACC